This is a messenger RNA of Ilex paraguariensis (yerba mate), 450 nucleotides long. NCBI's taxonomy places the organism in Eukaryota, Viridiplantae, Streptophyta, Magnoliopsida, Aquifoliales, Aquifoliaceae. The record is from the annotation of a GenBank genome assembly.
AUGACACUGGCUUUUCAGGCGCAGUCCAAUGAUUUGACAGUCAAUCGCAUAAUUGGCUACACAAGUGAUGUAUCCGUAGCCAAGUUCAUUAACAAGAUACCUGAGGUGCCUGAUGUGUUUGUUGGUGAUCCAUUGUACUUAUUCAGACCGAGGAUCAUCCUAAUCGCGAGAUUUUUUAUCAGUGGCAUGACUAGUUCGAGAAUGAAUCCAUACAGUGCAGGAUCUAGCGACGGUGUAAAUCAAGAUUUUGCGAAGGACAGAGCAACCAAUAAUGUCCUAGUGGGGGUAUUAAGAGGGGUUACUUCAACUGGAGCAAAUCGAUGGACACCGGGUGAAAAUGUUGCAAGUGAUCCCGUGCUGGAGGAGGGAAGUGGAGAAAGUGACACCCAAUCGCCGACAGCAAAUGACAUUGCCAAUCUACCAUACAUUCCCGCUGAAUUUGAGUUGUGA